This is a messenger RNA of Branchiostoma belcheri (Belcher's lancelet), 1059 nucleotides long. RefSeq names its product RNA-binding protein 4-like. Gene Ontology annotation, biological process: mRNA splicing, via spliceosome. Gene Ontology annotation, cellular component: nuclear speck. Gene Ontology annotation, molecular function: zinc ion binding; mRNA binding. Bases 153 to 1040 code for a protein of 295 amino acids. The record is from RefSeq and is a predicted model, not a curated record. NCBI's taxonomy places the organism in Eukaryota, Metazoa, Chordata, Leptocardii, Amphioxiformes, Branchiostomatidae. The transcript is spliced from 10 exons.
AAUUGUGUCACGUGGUUACGCUGUCCCGCCAUUUUGUCGAGACAAGCGAGGGGAUCAGGGUUUGCCGACAAAAAUUUUCGCGUUUUUGGCCGCGGCGUAAGGGGUAGUCUGGGGAUUUCUUAUAAGCAUUCCGCGCUCACACAGAAGGCAGGAUGUCGUUUAACCGCGGUAGGCCGUUCCCAGGUCGGAACAGUAGCAAAGCUGAAAUGACCAAGUUAUACGUGGGGAAUGUGCCCCAGCCUGCACGGAAGAAGGACCUGCAGGACUUGUUUGAAAAGUUUGGCAAAGUGAACGAAUGUGACAUCAUCAAGAACUACGGCUUUGUGCAUAUGGAUAACGAGCAGGAUGCUAACGAUGCCAUCAAGGCACUGAACAACACAGAAUGGAUGGGAACAAGAAUUACUGUUGAGAUGUCCAAGAGCAAGGUGCGCACACAGCCCGGCCAGGGCAGCCGGGGAGAGUGCUACAGAUGUGGCAAAAUGGGCCACUGGUCCAGAGACUGUCCUACAGACGGGGGCAAGAGAGGCAGGGGCGGACCUUACCUCUCCCGUAGUGGUGGUGGCGGCGGCGGUGGCGGCCGUGGUCCUCCCCCGCCCGCGUACGAUGACGGUUACGACCGGGACCGGGGGGAUCGGUACGGAGAGUACAUGCAGCGGAGACUGCCCCCUCCCCCGCCAGACUACUACUACAGGAUGCGCUACAUGGACCCAGUGUAUGACAGAUACAGGGACAGGUACUAUGAGAGGCUGUCCGAAAGCAAACACAGCCGCCUCCCGCCGCCCCGUGACCCCCGUGACCUGCCUCCUCCUGGUUACCGGGCACGCAGUCGCAGCCCGCUGGGGCGCCGUCUGACUCCACCCCCUCCCAUGUACGGCCGACGAACCCCUCCCCCAAGGGGGUAUGAGGACCGGUUGCCGCUGCCCCGGAGGGAGCCUUACGACAUCCCCCCUGGACGCUAUCCCCCGGGACGAGGCUUGAGUCCCCCGGGUCGGUCAGCGCGAGUUCCUCCGGCCAUGCCACCGCGACCACGACCAUACUGAGCCACCGGUGAGACCUCGC